AUGAACCGAAUUUUGCAUCAGUUCGUGUUCCUCAUUGACCAGCUUUGUCAAAGUGAUCCUGACCGUCCAGUCGGUGAUCUUGAAGCAUUCAGCCCCAACGAUCUCAGGGAGAUUCGCGCGCUUCACCCCGAAAACAUCCCCACUGUGGAGACCUCAUUCCCGGCUAUCUUCGCCGAGCAGGUUGCUUGGAGCCCCGAAGCACUUGCUGUUGAUUCCCAACAUGGUGUCAAGCUUACAUAUGCCGAGCUAGAUAGACUAAGUGACGGGCUCGCCCGAUAUUUGAUCUCUUUGGGUCUGAUGCCUCAGGACGAAGUAGGGUGGUGCUCGGAGAAGACGCCGUGGACAGUUGUUGGUAUAGUUGCCAUCGCCAAAGCCGGAGGCAUAUUCAUCUUUCUUGAUCCUUCCCAUCCUCCAUCACGCCGAGCAGAGAUAUUGCAAACCGGUCAACCUCGCCUUAUCCUAGCCAUUUCGCCACACGACGGGCUCUUUCAGUAUCCGGAUGCGCAACCCGUGGACGCAGUGGUGCUGGUUGAUGAAAGACUGCUCACAGAGCUACGGGACCAAAAACAUGGAGCUCUCCCCGACAGUCUUCAGGCUGACUCUGGCUUAUACAAUCAAUUUACAUCUGGGAGCACCGGAACACCAAAGGGCUGCCUCGUUGAACACAGCAAUUUCCUCAGCUCAGCCGCGAUCUAUACGCACCGAACCAACCUCACGCAACAAAGCCGUGUUUUCCAAGUGUCCUCUUAUAAUUUCGACAGCUCGAUUCUGGAGAUGCUUGCCUCUUUGACGGUUGGUGCGUGUGUCUGCGUUCCCCGUGAAGAGGCCCGCUCGGAUGAUGAUCUACCUGGAACCAUGAACGACCUUGCCGUCACCUGGGCUCUAAUAACACCCUCCCUCGCAAGGACUCUGCUGGCUACAAGUGUGCCAAGCCUACAAGACCUCGUCCUGGCCGGCGAAGCGCUCUCCGAAGUUGAUGUGAAGACGUGGGUUGCGUCAGUUCGUCUAUAUAAUGGAUAUGGCCCCGCAGAGUGUGCUAUUCUCACAACGGUGAACCGAAUUGUUAACACUGAUGUGGCGCCUAAUGAGCUUGGGAAGCCACUCGCAUCGGCAAAUUGGAUUGUCUGUCCUCAAGACCCCAACAAGCUUGCCCCUCUCGGGGCCGCCGGGGAACUUCUAAUCGAAGGUUCUAUCGUGGGCCGUGGGUACUUAAACGAUUCGCACCGCACGAAACAUCGAGUAUAUUUAAACGGAGACCUAGUGAGAUACACUCGAGAUGGUAGCAUAUCAUACGUCGGCCGGAAGGAUUUGCAAGUCAAGAUACGCGGGCAACGUGUCGAGCUCGGUGAGAUUGAACAUCGCUUGUGGACACAUUCGCUAGUGAAUAAUGCUGUUGUCGUGUAUCCCACUUCUGGCCGUUGCAGCCGGCAGCUGGUCGGGUUUCUGGCCUUAACCAGGGUGACAUCCUUUGCGCAGAACCCGGACGACGUUACUUUGCUACCCAACCAUGUUCUGCCAACAAUAACUGAAGAUGUGCGGAUAAUUGAAAACUCGCUUUCUAGCCAAUUACCAUCGUACAUGAUACCCACUGUUUGGGUUCCGCUCAGUUCUAUACCACUACUCGUUUCGGGUAAGUCGAAUCGUCGCAUAUUGCUGAACUGGCUGGCCGGGCUCGAUGACCCAACCUUCACUACAAUUGUGAACCUGGGCCAGAACGAGUCGACUGAAACUCGACCAUGGAGUCAAACGGAGGAGACUCUUCGAACCAUUUGGGGUAAGGUACUCAACCUUCCCUUCGAACGCAUUCACUUGAAUAGUUCGUUUCUCCGCCUCGGAGGUAAUUCGAUAUCUGCAAUGCAAGUGGCAGGCCUGGCGCGAAAGGCCAACAUCGAUUUCCCACUAACAGCGGUACUCGGAUCUUCUUCGCUGAAGGAACUUGCAACGAGCGCGAGAGCAAUUCCCAAAAUAUCCCGCGCUAAAGCACCCAGUCUAUUUAAGCGCCACCCAAUGCUGCGAGCGCGAUUUCAGCAUCAGCAGCGGGGCAACGAGCGGCAUUCGCAAAUGAUUACGAAUGAGGUCUUUACUUCAUACCGUUUACAAACGCACCAAUCCUCAGCUCUCGAAGAUACGUGCUCCGCCCUCGAGGCCAGUCGGGUGAGCCUUGAUAUCUACUCGGGCCCACUUCUCGCAGCAGACCUGGUAGAGACGGAGACGGACCAGGUCCUUUUCUUUACCAUUCAUCACUUAGUGACAGAUAUGGUAUCAUGGAACGUGAUUUUGGGCGACCUGGAAGACUUCUUGUUACGUGGAGAAUUCCGUUAUGCGGAGGAGGAGUCCUAUCCUUUUCAAGACUGGUGUAAAUUGCAGGAGCAGCAUGCUCAGAUGUUGGAUCCAGCAUCCGUGCUUCCGUUUUCUGUUCCUCCCGCGGAUUUUGAUUACUGGCAGAUGGAACAUGAGACCAAUCUCCUCCAAGAUCUCGUGGGAGAAGAGAUUGCACUUGACAAAGACCAGACAGCCAAAUUGCUGGACACAAAUGACCGUGUUGAUGUACAAGACUUUAUCAUAGCUGCUCUAUUACGCUCUUUUGUCAUGGUCUUUGACGACCGGUGUCCACCAACGGUCUUCCGUUACGAUCAUGGCCGCAGACCUGAAGGGCAAGAGAUUGACCUAUCUCGAACUGUGGGAUGGCUCACCACGGUGACCCCCGUAACAGUGCCAGUCAAAGCCCAUGAUAGCCUGUCAACUAUUGUGCACAGAACCCACGCAGUUCGGUCUUCAAUACCCGGCAGUGGCUGGCCGUACUUUAUCUCGCGGUAUCUUACAGAAGAUGGUGCGGCUGCAUUCCAGAGUCACAAUAGGAUUGAGGUGCUGUUGAACUACCUUGGUUCGGGCCUCCAUGGGCAAGCGACAACGCCUGUCAAAACGCGACUGGAGCGUUCCCAGGCUUUCUCUGAUUCGACCGAAGGUGGGCUCGGUGCUCGAGGCCAACCAGUUCGUCGGUUCGCCCUUUUUGGUGUACAAGUGCAGUUACUUGAUUCGAGAUUGAUUAUUCAAUUUGAGUACAAUCGCAGAAUGAAACAUCAGGACGGAAUUUUGCGGUGGAUUAGUGCCUUGCGCGGCCUGCUGGAUGAGGAUAUAUUGUUGGAAUAA
Molecule: messenger RNA, 3150 nt
Organism: Aspergillus piperis CBS 112811
Lineage: Eukaryota; Fungi; Ascomycota; Eurotiomycetes; Eurotiales; Aspergillaceae
Product: acetyl-CoA synthetase-like protein
Exons: 3
Coding region: 1-3150 (1049 amino acids)
Molecular function (GO): catalytic activity
Source: RefSeq, a predicted model, not a curated record